ACACGGAAGUAGCAUUGGAGUAGACUUUGUCAAAUAUAUAUAUAUAACUAACCCCAGAUAGUUGAUCUGUGUAGUUUAGUGGGUGCAAAUUAAGCAUAGUGGAAAGAACAAGCAAGUAAGUGGGUAAAGCUCCUAUUGGCGUGUUGUAGAACAUUUCAGGGAACCCCUCCUCUGUGAAGUGCGCCUGUGCACAAACCCAUUCUGUCUGUGUUGAUGUUGCAUGCAAUUGUGUGGAGUAGAGAAUGACAUAGCCUACUGUCUGAACUAAAUUACCUACCAAACUCACAUUCGACGGAAAAUGUAUCAACUACAGUUAUUGCGUGUGUUUUUAAAUGAGCGUUUAACCGCGGCUGCUGUGGAGAUUUUCGGGGCAGUUGAGAAAACGGUAGUGGAGUACCAGGAGGAGAAUGAUCGGCUACGGAGACUGCUGUGGAUCACGCCGGAGAUAAAACAAUGUAGAAUAGACUCCCUGCAGCUCUCUCUCGCUGUCUCUGAAGAGGAGGUUCCCUCUGAGCAGCAGCACUGUGAGCAGGAGUGGAGCCCCAGUCUGGGGCAGGAGGACCCCGAGCCCACACAGAUUAAAGAGGAACAGGAGGAAGUCAGGACCAGUCAGAAGGAAGAGCAGUUUCAAGGGCUGGAGGCUGAUAUCAUAGACUUCCAAUACACUCCUCCUUGUGUGAAAAGUGAAUGUGAUCAGGAGGACCCAGUUUGGUCCUUGACUCUUCCCCAAACCCAGACUGUGGAAAACAGAGAGUGUGACUUUAUACCAGUGGAUCUCAAACCUUUUGGCACUGUGACUCACCUAAAGAGUCUCGCCAUUCCCCGUAACCCUCCAGAUAAUGAUAACAAUGCCUCCAGCCACAGCUCAGCCAUAAGCAGAGACCCAGUAGGACUUGACAGCAGCCCACAAUUGGAUUCCAGCCCACCAUUGGAUCCCCACCCACCACUGGAGAAACUUUCUUCCAAACCCAGCAUGACGUCUACAAAAACUCACCGCUGCUGUGACUGUGGUGAAAUGUUUGCUCCAAAAGCUCUAAACAAGAAGAGACCCAGCGAAUGCUGCUUCUGUAAAACCUGUACACUGAAGGCCCAUGUCCGACUCUAUCACAUGGAGAAACCCUGCACCUGCCCUGAUUGUGGCAAGUCAUUCAAAUACAAAGGAGAUCUGUCCAGGCACAUGAGGAUUCACACAGGAGAGAAAUAUUUUAGCUGUGGUGACUGUGGGAAAAGUUUCAGUCUCAAGGGGAACCUAAUGAAGCAUAAACUGACUCACACAGGAACAAAACCAUUUAGCUGUGGUGACUGUGGGAAGAGCUUCAAUCGAAAGGAGAACCUAACCAUGCAUAUACGUACUCACACAGGAGAGAAGCCAUUUAGCUGUGUUGACUGUGGGAAAAGCUUCAGUCUCAAGGGGAACCUAAUGAAGCAUAAACUGACUCACACGGGAGCAAAACCAUUUAGCUGUGGUGACUGUGGGAAAAGCUUCACUGUCAAGGGGAACCUAACCACGCACAAACUGACUCACACAGGGGAAAAACCAUUUAGCUGUGGUGACUGUGGGAAGAGCUUCAAUCGCAAGAAAACCCUAACCAUGCAUACGUAUUCACACAGGGGAGAAAUCAUUUAGCUGUAGUGACUGGGAAAAGCUUCAGCGUCAAGAGGAACCUAAUUGUGCACAAACGGACUCACACAGGACAGAAACCAUUUAGCUGUGGUGACAGUGAGAAAAGCUUCAGUCAGAAAGGGGACCUAGAGGGGCUCAUACUGACUCAAACAAGAAAUAAAGACUUUUAAUGUGGUGACUGCAGGAAAGAUUUAGUGCCAAGGGGAAUCUAACCACUCAUAAACUGACAAAGGAGUGAAACAACAUGGCUGCUCAGUCUGUGGUAAAAUAUUCACUCAGAAGGCUUAUCUGCUGAAGCACGUCCACAAAGAAAGAAAAUAGGAAGAAAACUGAAAGAAAAAUGUAAUUAGGACAUAGAGAUCUGUCAGUAGAUGGGAAUAAAAAGGCAGGAUAUGGACAACACUUUUAGGAAAAGCAAAGCAAAUCUGGAUCAUUAAUGCUGUGGGUUUCAGAUAAAUAGAUCUAUAAUGGAUACUUUUGUAAUACGUAUGUAAAUAAAGUUUGAUUUAACUUGAAUGAUGACUGGAAGUGUGUGGAGACAUUUUCCUUCCAGCAUCUUCACUAAUCUAUUUUGGGUGUGCGGUAGAUUCUGCCUAUUAUCUACAUGGAAUUUUCAUCACAUGUAAAAUAUAUAGAAUAAGAUUUUCAAAUAAAAGAAAUUGAAUGACAUAUCUGUAAAACAUGAUCCUAAAUAUAACACAUCAAUUUAGUGAAUACCAUUGGUGUUUAAUAUGAAGCUUUAAGCAUGAAAUAUCUUUUAUAUUUUUACUUUUAUUUAUCUUACUUUGUCUUUGUUUUAAAUGUUUUAGCGCAGUUGUGAAAAAAGUCAAUAGUUGGAAGAGUUGCAGAGGGAAUUGAAAAUAAUGCCAUUGUUAAUUAAUGUUUUUUUUUGUAUUAAUUAGGCUAUUUUCUCUUGAAACAUAUGGUCUCUCUACUAGAAACUCAUGGACAAUAUGGACACAGAUAUAAAAAAAGUUAUACUUUAUAUGAUUAGAAUUUUUAAGUUAUUCAAAGUCAAAUUUAUGCAAGUAUAAAUUACCAUAGAUUGCCAUAGAUUACCUAUUUAAUUACCAAGAAUUAUGGUAACACUGGUAAUUUACCGGUAGUUUUACAACCCUAGGCCAGACUGCUGUUAUUGAUACAUUAAAUAUAUACUUUCCAGAAAA
This is a messenger RNA of Salmo salar (Atlantic salmon), 2790 nucleotides long. RefSeq lists its product as uncharacterized. Lineage: Eukaryota; Metazoa; Chordata; Actinopteri; Salmoniformes; Salmonidae. Gene Ontology annotation, biological process: regulation of transcription by RNA polymerase II; embryo development. Gene Ontology annotation, molecular function: DNA-binding transcription factor activity, RNA polymerase II-specific; RNA polymerase II transcription regulatory region sequence-specific DNA binding. Gene Ontology annotation, cellular component: nucleus. The record is from RefSeq and is a predicted model, not a curated record.